Molecule: messenger RNA, 1164 nt
Organism: Tilletiopsis washingtonensis
Lineage: Eukaryota; Fungi; Basidiomycota; Exobasidiomycetes; Entylomatales
Exons: 3
Coding region: 258-776 (172 amino acids)
Source: RefSeq, a predicted model, not a curated record
GCGCUUUGCUCUGCGCCACCAUCAUCCGCUGUCAUCGUCGGCGCCAGUCUCUCACUCUCGGCAUUUCAAGCGCCUCUCCGCAGCCGUGACGCAUCAGUCGCACGCCUCGCUGUUCGUGCAUCAGACAGUGGCUUUCCUCAAGCUCCGCAGCUAAGCUCGUGAGCUCGUCCCGCCAAGCAGAGUGAGGCAAGGCACAUUUGCACUCUUUGCAAGCUCGUCAUCGUACCGCCGCUCUCAUCACCAUUGUCUCCAUCAACAUGGAGGCUCAGCAUGCCGCCGCCGCAGCCAGGCUCAUCGCCGCGCGAACAACCUUCUUUGCCGCUCACGAGACCAAGCAGGCUGCUGCUGUGGAUCUCAUCGCCGCGGCUGAAGAUGUGAGGAUCACGGGCCAGCAGGCGAGGGACCGCGCUCAGGCAGCAGUGAAGAAGCUCCUCAACACAUACGCUCCUCGCAAUGCCCACAAGGAGGACAUUGUCGGUGCAUUCGAGCCGCCCCAACUCGUGUCACCGAGCGCAUUCGAGCAACUCGCUGAGCACGUCAUCGCCACGAAGCGCGCUGCUCUCACCCAGCUGAUGGCAGAGACUGCCGACGCUCCUCAGAAGGAGCGACAAGCUGCACUUCGCACCCUCUACAUGGCGUCAACGAAGGGGCUCCAGAACGCGAGGCUAGCUGCCCUCGAGCUGCUCGACUUCGAGCACGUCCCCGAGCCUGGCCUCACAGCGGCCAGGGAGAAGCUCAGCAGCGGGCACAUCUUCUCUGAGGCCAGGCGAUCCUAGUAUCUUCUGCUUGCUCGAGACAUCGGGCAGGCUCUCAGCGAAUCUUGCGCGCUGGAGGAGCGUCUCGCAGCCGCGAAGGACGACGAGGAGGACUCCAAGCAUGGCCUGCUGGAAGGCCAGGUCGACGCCAACGCAGCCGCCGAGGCGCCCGGCAAGCGCGCAGCCGGCGAGAAGCAUGCGGCCGAGAAGAAGCGCCGUGUCGGAUAACCACUCCUCACCUCGAGCCGGCCAAGUCGCCGCCUCUUCGCGCAUCGCAACUGCGCCGCCCGAUCCUUCGUCCGCGUCACCUCGUCAUCUGUCCAUCCACACCUCGCCGUCGUCUGUCCUGUAGCCAUCAUCACAUCGUGUCACCUCGUCACUCCCACAACGAAGCUUCGUAUCUGUGAUG